UCGCGGCCGGCUCCGCGCCGCAUCGUUGGGUGCAUAGCAGCGCAGCGCGGCGGCCUUUCCGCAGCCGAGCGACAGCAGCGGCUCCCCAACCAGGGAUUGAACCCGGGCCCACAGCAGUGAAAGCGCCGAGUCCUAACCACUGGACCACCAGGGAAUUCCCUAUCUGAUUUUUUUGCAGAACCAUUUGAAAGACAAAGAGGAGUGGACAGGCUGCUGGGCCGGCUGGUGCCAUCAUGUCAGAGAAAGUGAACAACUUCCCACCAUUGCCCAAAUUCAUCCCGCUCAAGCCAUGUUUCUACCAAGACUUUGAGGCGGAUAUCCCUCCUCAGCAUCUCAGCAUGACCAAGCGCCUCUACUACCUCUGGAUGCUGAAUAGCGUAACGCUGGCCGUGAACCUGGUGGGCUGUCUCGCGUGGCUGAUCGGAGGCGGGGGAGCUACCAACUUUGGCCUCGCCUUUCUCUGGCUCAUCCUCUUCACACCCUGCUCCUACGUCUGCUGGUUUCGGCCCAUUUACAAGGCCUUCAAGACUGACAGCUCCUUCAGCUUCAUGGCAUUCUUCUUCACCUUCAUGGCCCAGCUGGUCAUCAGCAUCAUCCAGGCUGUGGGCAUCCCAGGCUGGGGUGUCUGCGGCUGGAUCGCUACAAUUUCCUUCUUCGGAACGAACGUUGGCUCAGCGGUGGUGAUGCUCAUUCCCACUGUCAUGUUCACGGUCAUGGCUGUCUUUUCCUUCAUUGCCCUCAGCAUGGUUCAUAAAUUCUAUCGGGGCAGCGGGGGGAGUUUCAGCAAAGCUCAGGAGGAGUGGACCACGGGGGCAUGGAAGAACCCGCACGUGCAGCAGGCGGCCCAGAAUGCAGCCAUGGGGGCGGCGCAGGGUGCCAUGAAUCAGCCGCAGACUCAGUAUUCUGUCACCCCCAACUACACACCUGAGGGCCUGGGGCUGAAGCCUGACAUGGUUGGACGCCUGUGA
Molecule: messenger RNA, 968 nt
Organism: Physeter macrocephalus (sperm whale)
Lineage: Eukaryota; Metazoa; Chordata; Mammalia; Artiodactyla; Physeteridae
Gene: SCAMP5
Product: secretory carrier membrane protein 5
Exons: 9
Coding region: 234-968 (244 amino acids)
Biological process (GO): protein transport
Cellular component (GO): recycling endosome membrane; trans-Golgi network membrane
Source: RefSeq, a predicted model, not a curated record